AUGUUCCAAAAUUUUCUUUUUUUUAUUUUAUUUUUAAUAAUUAAAGAAGCUAUUUCUCAAAAAAAUUCCACAUGCCUCCGAGAUUAUUCACAAAAUUGUGCAGAAGGAUGGUCAAAAUUAAGUAAAUCAAAAGAGUGUGUAGCUCCUUUAUCUUAUAGAGGUCCAUGCCCCCGGUUUUUACAAAUUGAACAUGAAACCAAAAAAAAAAAAGAGUUGGAAAAAUUAUGUAACAUUUAUUGGCCUUGUUUAACUUAUUGUGAAAAAAAUUAUUCUUCUGAAUGCCCCGAAAAAUGGGUUCAAGGAGAUGAUAAAAAUUGUUACCCACUAGCAACUUACGAAGGAACAUGUUUAUUUUCAUACGAUUUUUCAAAUAUGACUGAUGAACAGAAAGAAAUUUGGAGUAACAAAUGUGAAACUAUGUGGCCAUGCAAAGAAAAAUGUAAAAAAGAUUAUUCUAAACUUUGUCCUCAAAAAUGGAUUAAAGAUGAUAAUGAUCUAUGUUCUGCCCCUAUAAAUUAUAAUGGACCAUGUUUAUCUAGAGCAUCAUUAGUUACCCUUGAUAAAGAUAUGAAAGUUGCAUUUGAAAAAUUAUGUAAAUUAGAUUAUCCUUGCUUAAAAGAAUGUAAAAUAGACAUGGAUGAUCCUUGUCCUCAAAAUUGGAUACUAAAAUCAAAUGAAUCAGGGACGUCCAUUAGUUGCCUACCCCCAGAUGAAUAUAAAGGAAUAUGUGAUGAAAAUACAAAAUUUAUUGGUCUAAAUUUAGAAUUAAAAGAAAGUAUAGAAUAUGAAUGUGACAUAAAAUGGCCAUGUGCUGAAGAAAUUCCUGAUUUAAUUAAUUAUGAAGAAUUGUGUCCAGAAAAUUGGAUACAGAGUGAAAAUUAUUGUGUUGCUCCUCAAAAUUAUAUGGGACCAUGUUCAAAAAAAAAAUUAUUCAAAUCAUUUAGAAAAGAAAUUAAGAAGGCAUAUGCAGAAGAAUGCAAUAUUAAAUGGCCACUAUUCAAAAAUAGUAAAGAAAAUUUUCCAAAAAUUUCAGCUUUAAGAAAAGGAAGAUAUAAAUUUGGUAUAGUAGAACCAAUUACAGGAGAAAUUCUUUCUAAAAUUAAGAAAUGA
Messenger RNA from Plasmodium gallinaceum, 1110 nucleotides. RefSeq names its product CPW-WPC family protein. The record is from RefSeq and is a predicted model, not a curated record. Bases 1 to 1110 code for a protein of 369 amino acids. The transcript has 16 exons. NCBI's taxonomy places the organism in Eukaryota, Apicomplexa, Aconoidasida, Haemosporida, Plasmodiidae.